Molecule: messenger RNA, 1581 nt
Organism: Penicillium digitatum Pd1
Lineage: Eukaryota; Fungi; Ascomycota; Eurotiomycetes; Eurotiales; Aspergillaceae
Source: RefSeq, a predicted model, not a curated record
AUGGGCCUUCCAUCUCCCGUACGGGAACACAACGAGCAACUCCCCCAAUUUGACAGCAGUGACAAUGAUAGCCUGCAAUAUACUACUGAAAUCGGUGGGAACACUUCCAAGGCCACAUAUCAGGAGGUAUCGGGAGCGCCCGUUGAGGUAAAUUCACCACUGGGGUAUUCGGUCGGUUGGGUUACUGUGGUUUUCUUGAACUUGAGCAAGAUGAUCGGAACGGGAGUAGUUUCAACAUCAUCGACAGUUCUCAAAGGUGCUGGGUCGGUUGGUCUCGCGUUGAUAUAUUGGGUGAUUGGGUAUUUAAUGGUAUCGAGCUCUCUGUCGGUCUACAUGGAAUUCGCAUCAUCUUUCCCCAGUCGGUCCGGUUCCGAGGUUGUCUACUUGGAACAGUCGUAUCCCCGACCCAAGUACUUCUUUCCUACUGUCUUUGCAAUGCAGACGGUGCUUUUCUCAUUUAGCAGCAGCAACGAUGUUGUGCUAGCCCAGUAUCUCUUCAAACUUGCUGAUUCGGAGGUCACCCCAUGGAAAUCGAAGGGAGUUGCUGUGGCUUGCUAUACUGUUGCAGUCCUUGCUUUGGCGUUUCACACCAGGUGGUCUUUGAGGCUCGCAAAUGCCAUCGGCCUGGUCAAGCUACUGACCUUGAUAUUCAUCGGGAUAACCGGGUUGGUAGUUCUCGGAGGUCAUACUUCAGUGAAAGAUCACAAAGCAAAUUUUAGAAACGCCUUUGACGGUACUAGCACUGCCACAGCCUACGGGACAACAAAUGCAUUGACCAAGGUCUGGUUUUCUUUUGCGGGAUACGAAAAUGCCUUCAACGUUGUCAAUGAAGUCCGGUUAUGUACUUCAUAUGAUCGUGACAACUUCGCUGCAAGCAAUGACGAAAUUUUCAAGUCGAAAGUUGUUGCCGCUGGUGUCUUUUUCGAGAAGGUGUUUGGAAGUAGUGGUGCGGCCAAGGCAUUGGAUUUCCUGAUCUGUGUAAGCGCUUUUGGAAAUCUCCUUGCUGUGCUUAUUGGACAGUCUCGUAUGCUGAGGGAGUGCGGAAGACAAGGUGUGUUGCCUUUCACUGCGUUUUGGACUUUGACAAGACCGUUUGGCACACCCCUCGGUCCGUAUCUUGUAAAAUGGGGCCUCACGGUAAUAAUGAUCCUGGCACCACCUGCUGGCGAUGCAUUCAGUUUCGUUGUGGAUCUCGGAGUCUACACAUCCAGCUUCUUCGGCUCGGUGCUCACAAUAGGCCUCGUGGUCACUCGAAUACGUCGUGCGCGCCUCAAUCUCCCGCCACCGGAAGACAAGGCCUGGCACGUUACAGUGGCAUUUGCAAUUCUCUCCAACCUGUACAUGGUCGUGAUCCCAUGGUAUCUGCCCAGUAUUGGUGCUAAUGGAGGUGAUGUCAGCUUCUGGUAUGCAACAUAUUGCGCGGUUGCUAUAGGAAUUAUCGGGUUAUGCGGACUCUACUAUUAUGUCUGGAUCAAGCUUCUCCCUAGAGCUCAAGGCUUCACGUGGGAGCAAACGGUUCUGAAAUUAGACGAUGGUGCUCUGGCGCAUCAGCUUGUCCGGGUACCUAAGAAGAAUGCCUGA